GUUCGCCUGGGUAAGACCGUCGCCCAACCUGCCUGAGGAGCCCAUCGCGGCCCCUUUCCUUCGCAGCGCUGGUCUUUAACGGAACUGUAAAGAAGGGGGACAAUUCCUUCGCGGCCCGCGGCUCUCCCUCCGGCAGCACCUGAGGCGUCGGGAACGGAAAAGGACGGCGGGAAGCAGAAGAAAUGUUCUUUUGAGACCCGAGUCUGGGUAUAUAUGAAAGAAAAUCCUCACCCAGGAAUCUCGACGGAGAGGCUCCCAUCUCUGUAAGCCAUUAGCCCAGAAGGUUUUGAGGAGUGGGCUCAGAUUUGAGUUAGUCCAUUAUUGACAGCUGGCCAGCAGGUGGUUCUCAAUGUGGUUGAGAUCCAGGAACAGAAUGAGCACAUGUUGCUGGUGUACGCCAGGUGGCGUUUCCGCCAUUGAGUUCCUACAGCGCUAUGCAUCCAGGACCCAGUCCAGUGAAUUCCAGACAGCAGAUGAUGACCUCUGCUACUGCUUAGAGUGUGUGACCGAGUACCACAGAGCAAGGGACGAACUGCCAUUCUUGCAUGAGGUUUUAUGGGAAUUAGAAACCUUACGUCUCGUAAAUCACUUCGAAAAAUCUAUGAAAGGAGAAAUCGAUGAUGAUGAUGAUGAAUUAUAUAUCAUAGACAACAAUGGAGAUGCACAACCAUUUGACUUUACUGGCCAAGACUUUGAAAAUAAGCUCCGAGUUCCUCUUCUCGAAAUCCUGAAAUACCCUUAUCUGCUUUUACAUGAGCAUGUUAACGAGUUAUGUGUUGAAGCACUUUGUCGGAUGGAACAAGCAAAUUGCUCCUUUCAGGUUUUUGAGAAACAGCCCGGAAUCUAUUUGUUUUUGGUCCAUCCCAACGAAAUGGUUCGUCGUUGGGCUAUCCUGACUGCAAAAGGCUUGGGAAAAGUGGACAGAGACGAUUAUUAUGACUUACAAGAGGUUUUGACUUGCCUUUUUAAAGUCAUUGAGUUGGGGCUUUUAGAAAAUACAGACAUUUAUACUACUUCUGUCCUUGAGAAGGGUAAACUGAUCAUCCUGCCCCCACACAUGUAUGACACGUCCAACUACAAGAACUAUUGGUUAGGUAUUUGCAUGCUGCUGACCAUUCUCGAGGAGCAAGCCAUGGAUUCACUGUUGUUGGGCUCAGACAAACAGAAUGAUUUCAUGCAGUCAAUACUUCACACCAUGAAGAAGCAGACAGAAGAUGAUAGUGAAGAUCCUUUCUGGCCAGCAUUGCACUGUUUCAUGGUCAUUUUGGAUCGCCUGGGAUCUAAGGUCUGGGGUCAACUUAUUGAUCCUAUUGAGGCCUUUCAGACCAUUAUCGACAAUGCAAGCUACAAUAGAGAGAUCCAGAAUAUACGAAACAGCUCUGUGAGGGCCAAGUCAGAACCAGAGUCGUGUCUGGAUGAUAUGGUGACUUGCAGCCAGAUUGUGUACAAUUUUAACCCAGAAAAGACCAAAAAGGAUUCAGGGUGGAGAUCAGCCAUUUGCCCAGAUUAUUGUCCUAACAUGUAUGAAGAAAUGGAAACAUUAGCCAGCGUGCUUCAGUCAGAUAUUGGUCAAGACAUGCGUCUUCACAACAGCACAUUUCUGUGGUUCAUCCCUUUUGUUCAAUCCCUCAUGGAUCUUAAUGAUUUGGGUAUGGCUUACAUAGUAGAGGUCAUUCACCAUCUGUACUCCCAAGUCAAAGAUGUUCUCAACCAAACAGCUGUGAUGUGUGACAAAGUCACUGAAUUUUUUCUACUAAUUUUGGUUUCGGUGAUUGAACUACAUAGAAGUAAAAAAUGUUUGCAUUUGCUGUGGGUUAGCUCCCAGCAGUGGGUAGACGCCAUUGUGAAGUGUGCCAAGCUUCCCACUACUGCAUUUGCACGAAAUUCUGAGAAGUCAUCUGCCAAUGGCUCCAAAGGAGCAGUAAUGAUAACGUCUCUGUCACUGCAUUCAGUGCCAUCUAACUCUGUACAACUCGCUUGUGUGCAGCUGAUUAGAAGUCUCCUUAAAGAAGGUUAUCAGCUUGGGCAGCAGACUCUUUGUAAGCGAUUCUGGGAUAAGCUCAACUUAUUCCUGCGAGGAAAUUUAUCUCUAGGUUGGCAGUUGACUAGUCAGGAAACGCAAGAAUUACAAACUUGUUUAAAGCAAAUUAUUAGAAACAUAAGACUCAAAAUGCCUCAAUAUACUGCUUUGGCAGAGCUGGCUCCUCCAUGUAAAACCUCUCUUGCCUCUAAUGGUAAAGAAGAAAGUGAACAAAUAGGGAAGGCGUGUGAAAAAGACAUCCCCUGUCUGGAAAGUUGCAGCCCAACAUGUUCUAAAGAAGCAAUGAAAGCUGAUGUAUGUCAAGAGCAAGGGAGUAGUAUAGUAAGCAAAGCAAGUAACACUAUAGAAGAAGAAGGUAAUAAGCAAAAUUACAUAAAAGAUUUGAAACUAGAAGACCAUCUCUCAGCUGAGUCACACUUAAAGCAGAGUAGUAAAAACCUUUCCACUGAAAGAACCCAAGAUCAAGUUAAAAGACACACAAAGAAGCAGAAGUCUGUAAAAAAUAAUUCCUACUGUACACCACAGAACUGUACUUCAAGAAAUGAUCCAGAAGAGGGAUGUGACAGAGGAGUAACUAUGUCAGCACAUUUGUUGACUGAUUCUAACACUGAUUCUCUGGAAAAGGCACCCACAUCAAAAGAGGAUUUCUCCCUAAAGAAUGAUGUUGUUGGCAAAACCUCAAAAGCAAAAACUAAGGCACAGAAAAGUGACAUUUGUGCUAAGUUAUCCCAUGUAAUAAAGAAGCAAAACAGGAAAAGUGCCUUGGUCAAAAAUACUGUGGACUUAGAGGGAGACGUGACUGUCUCCGACCGUGAGAAUUUCUGUUCAAGGACAGAUACUGCAGGUCAGAAAGGCGAUGGCUGCAGACAGAACUUUUCUUUAGACCCUAAUGAUAGUCUGGAUCAUAAAAAUGAAAGACAGAAAUCUCAUAACAGUUUAUUGCUGAAAGAGUUGAAGAAGGAAAAGUUAGAUGUUCCUUCUGCCCAUGAAAACGAUUGUCAAAUACAGGAAUGUCAUGUUGAUAAUAAAGAUUUUAACUCAUUUACUUUCAUGCCUAAAACAUCUCCCUGUAAAGAUCCUGUGACUUUACUUGGAUCAAAAGAUAAGGAGAUUAAUAAGAGCACUGAUCGGGUUUCUUCUGACCUGAGAGAACAGGCCCCUAGCAGUCCUCAGUGUGACACCUUAACAGAUUCUCAGAUAGACAGAGACCUCCACAAAUUAUCUUUAAUAGCUCAAGCCAGUGUCAAUAAUUUUCCAUCAGAUUCAACUCAAAAAAGCUCAUCCCAAUUACAGAGAAAAGUAAAAGAUAAAAGAAGUUUCAGAGCCAACCACAAUCAUGUCAGGGAAACCUGCAGGGGACAAGUUAUUAUCAUUUCAGAUGAUGAUGAUGAUGAACAAAUUCCAGAUUUUGAGAAACACACUAAACAAGAGAAAAUGUGCAUUGAGAAAGAAUGGCCAGGGCAGGGUACUUCAAUAGCUAAUAUAAAUGUGGACAUGAAGCCAACAAAGGAAGAAAAGACAGAGGACUUUGAGGACUCUGGUUCUCAGGUUUUUGAGUUUGAAAGCCAACAGAAAGUGUUUUCAGUUUGGCAAGAUCAGAAACCACACAAUAGGAAUUCAGUUCAAGAGGAUGAAAAAAAUUCAUGUUUGACUUAUAUAGCAGAUAUCACAAAUGAUUGGGGUUAUGAUACAGAUUACCCUAUGUCUGAAGAAGUUACCAAAAAUGAAGCAGAUGGCACUGAGCAUGCAAAACCACAAAAUGGUAGUUCUGUUGAGGAAGUUUGUGAAAUUCAAGUAAAAAAACCCAAGAGAAAACAAUUAAAAAAAACAAUGGCUGAAGAUUCUUUAAGGCCUUCAUCUUCUGUCAGAAAUAAGGACCAAUCUGAUACUCUUAAUGAGAGAGAUCUAACUGGAAAUGACACUGAAAUUGCAGACAUAAGGACAUCGCCCGGUCCAGGUGUUGAGAAAGCCACUCCGGUUUCCCUGAAGAAGUCAUCUCCAAAGCAUCGAACUCACUCCAAAGUGGAUCGGAGAGCCUCAGUUUCUAAAACACCUAAGAAAACACAUUCAGAUACCAAAAAAGGGCAGAAUAAAGGUUCAAAUUACAUAAGUUGCAGGAGCACUCCUGCUAUCGUGCUACCAAAAAAACCUCGCCAGCGUCCUGAACCAACCUCAGUGGCUGAGAAGCUUGGUCUGAAAAAGGCUCCUCGUCGGGCAGCUGAGUUGUCUCAGCGAUCUUUAGACGGUAUAGAUAAAUUACGCAACCAUGGCAAAAUUGUUGGAGAAAUUGGUACCCCCAAAAAGACUAAACUAAUUUCUCCUCAGAGUCUUCCUGCGAAUGAUAAGAAACUGCUCGUGAGUCAAGAUCUUCAGUUUCAAAGGCAGAGGAGAGACAAAUCUCAUCGAAACAGACAAGGACUUUAUGACAGUGCAGACACGACAAGAGCUGGACCACAUGGGGCCCAGAAUUCUGACAGUGUUAUACCAGAUAUAGGUAGGUCAGAUGACAGUAACAAAGGAGGAACUGAGGUCAUGGCAAACAGUAGUGGAAAUCAGUCAAUAAAAUGUGUGUCUCCUGAACAAGGACCUGGGAAAGAAAAAUAUGUUUCUCAGGUGGCUGGUGAUGCUUGUCUUUUGAGCCCUUGUAGUUCUCCCGUGUUAAAUGGAAGAAUACCAACCAGUGAAAUUACGGUCUGUACUCCGGAGCACCCUUUAGGUGGUGGCAACCUGACUGGACAUCAUUUAGAGGUGCCAACUUGGAAAAGGGGACAGCUUGACUCCGACAGUGAUAUGGAAGGAGAUGAUAUCUUUUUAACACAACAUGAUCCCGAAGAUAUGGACUUAUGUUCACAAGUGCAGAAUGAUGAUGAUGGACUCAUUGAAGAAGUCCAUUGGAAAAGCGUUCAAGUAGAGGAUUCUGUAAAUCGGCCUCAGUCAGAAUCUUUGAGUAUCACAAGAUGUAAGUACAAAGAUUGUGUGGAAACUGUGAAAAGCCAGGGUGAAUACUGCUCAAAACACUCUGAAGCUAAAGCAGCAGAUGACGAUGUCUUUCGUAAACCUGCCCUGCCUCUUUCUGCGUCUAAACCUUUGAGACCUUCCACUACGAAGAUUUUUAGCUCAAGCAGUACUUCACGACUUGCUAAUUUUUCCAAGUCUUUGGAAAGUGCCCCGGCACCUCCAGGCCUAAGAAAUAAGUCAAAUGGAGGACAGCCUGCUUCAAAAGUACCACAGCCUGCCUCUCCAAAGCCAAGGGCAGAACCAAAGAGUAUAUACAAUAUUCAUUCUCCAACUCCAAAUAAUUCCAGCAGGCAAGCUUUCAAACUCCCGUUUGCUGAAAGCAGACCUUUUUCUUCUUCUCCGGUCAACAUGCUCUUAUCAUCACAGUCCAUCUCUGACACCUUUGUCAAAGAGGUCUUGAAAUGGAAGUAUGAGAUGUUUGUGAAGUUUGACCAAUGUGGGCCCCCAACAAGUCUUUGUCAGGCCAUCUCAAGACCCGUGCCUGUCAGAUUUCAAGAUUGUGGAGAUUACUUCGAUGUUUUCUUCCCUUUGUUGCUACUGAAUGCCUUUGAAACAAUAGCACAGGAAUGGAUCAACUCUCCAAACAAAGGAAAAUUCUAUGAGUUGAAGUUAAGAAAAUUUCCUGCAGAAUAUAAAAAAUACUGGGAGUUUGUGGUUUUUCUUGAGGAAUAUGAACUGUCUAAACAGCUUCAUCCGAAGGAGAAUGACUUGGUGUUUUUGGUUCCUGAGAGACUGAAAGGCGAGAAGAGAGAUAUGGAGCGGAAUUCCAUCCCAGCCUCCCGUGACUAUCACUGUGCUUAUGUCCAGAAAUUCCGCCGCACGCCAGUCAUGCAUAAUGGGAAGUAUGAGUGUUCCCUUUCUAUCCAGACGCAGGAUAACUUCCCAGUCAAAUUAAAUGAAACCGUGAGAUGUGUUGUAAUCAGUUCUCUGGUAACUACACAAAGGAAGUUGAAAGCAAUGUCUUUGUUGAAUAGUCGAAACCAACUGGCCAGAGCUAUUCUGAAUCCAAACCCCAUGGACUUCUGUACAAAAGAUCUACUAACUACAACAUCUGAGAGAAUUACGGCCUUCUUAAAAGAUUUCAACGAAGACCAGAAGAAAGCGAUAGAAACCGCGUAUGCCAUGGUGAAGCACUCCCCGGCAGUUGCCAAGAUCUGUCUGAUUCAUGGGCCACCUGGAACAGGGAAAUCAAGAACCAUCGUUGGCCUCCUGUACCGCCUGCUGACCGAGAAGAGGGGGCAGCUGGAUGAAAACUCCAACGCCAAGAUCAAGCAGAACCGCGUGCUUGUGUGUGCGCCUUCCAACGGAGCUGUGGACGAGCUGAUGAAAAAAAUCAUCCUCGAAUUCAAAGAAAGGUGUAAAGAUAAGAAGAACCCUCUGGGAAACUGUGGAGAUAUCAAUUUAGUACGUCUGGGUCCAGAAAGGUCUAUUAACAGUGAGGUCCUAAAAUUCAGCUUGGACAACCAAGUGAACCACAGAAUGAAAAAAGACUUACCUUCUUACGCUCAGGAGAUGCAUAGAAGAAAGGAACAUCUAGACCAUCAACUAGAUGAACUUUCCCGCCAGCGUGCUUUAAGCCGAUAUGGAAGAGGAAUCCAGAGGCACGAAUUAGAUGAAAAAAUUGCCCAAGUUUCAAAAGAAAGGCAGGAACUUGCGUCUAAAAUUAAAGAGGUUCAAGGGCGCCCACAGAAAACCCAGAGCAUCAUCAUCCUGGAGUCCCACAUCAUCUGCUGCACCCUGAGCACGAGCGGCGGGUUGCUGCUCGAGUCCGCUUUCCGGGGGCAAGGAGGCGUCCCCUUCAGCUGUGUCAUCGUUGAUGAGGCCGGGCAGGCUUGUGAAGUGGAAACCCUUACCCCCCUCAUCCACCGCUGCAACAAGCUAAUCCUCGUCGGAGACCCGAAGCAGCUCCCCCCCACCGUCAUCUCCUUGGAGCCGCAUCAGAGACAAGAGGCUAGAGAGAACCUACUCCAUGUGCGCUGGGCUUUUCCUUUGCAACAGGCAGAGUGCAGCUGUGUUAAGAGGGCGCAGGAGUACGGCUACGAGCAGUCCAUGAUGGCCCGCUUCUGCAAGCUGCUGGAGGAGAACGUGCAGCACCACGUGAGCGGCCGGCUGCCGGUGCUCCAGCUGACCGUGCAGUACAGGAUGCACCCCGACAUCUGUCUCUUCCCCUCCAACUACAUCUACAACAAGAGCCUGAAGACCAACAGGGGGACUGAGAGCAUUCGGUGUUUAUCAAAGUGGCCGUUUCAGCCCUACCUCGUGUUCGAUGUCAGAGACGGCUCAGAACGACGGGAAAAUGACUCCUAUGUGAAUGUUCAAGAGAUCAAAGUGGUGAUAGAACUGGUUAAACUUCUCAAAGAUAAAAGGGACGUGCGUUGCCGCACCAUCGGCAUAAUAACCCACUACAAGGCUCAGAAGAUGAUGAUUCAGAAGGAGCUGGACAAAGAAUUUGAAGAGAAAGGGCUGGCAGAAGUAGAUACUGUGGAUGCAUUCCAGGGCCGCCAGAAAGACUGUGUUAUAGUUACCUGUGUCAGGGCAAACGCCAUGCAAGGCUCCAUUGGAUUCCUGGCGAGUCUGCAGAGGUUGAACGUCGCCAUUACACGAGCCAAGUACAGCCUCUUCAUCCUUGGGCAUCUGAGGACCCUGAUGGACAAUCAGCACUGGAACCACCUGAUUCAGGACGCGCAGAGGCGUGGCGCCAUCAUCAAGACCUGCGACAAGAACUAUAAGCAGGAUGUCAUCAAGACCCUGAAGCUCAAGUCGGUGCUGCAGCGGAGUCUGACCUACCCUCCCCCUACAGCCCCCGAGGGCUCCAGCCCCCAGGGCAGCAGCCUGAUGAGGACGUGGCAGGAUGACGGCUCGAACCAGGCAUCCCUGGACGCUAGGGAGGCUGCUGGAAAGGACCCUGACCGGCCUCCUUUUAAGGACCAGCCUCGGGACCCACGCCUGUUCAGGAGGAUGGACGCCCCAGGGAACUGCCUACGGAACCCAGAGCCCUGGGGCCCCCAGCACCCUGGAGCAGCCUCCGCCUCCGGAGAGCCCAGCUGCCCUGCGACUCCCCAGGCUCUGGGCCACGCCUUGGAGCCGUGCACGGCCACAGGGAGCAGCCACAGGCCUCACGUGCCAUGUGACCCUCCUGCCGCCAGCGUUGACUCCACCAAUAAAAGUGACCAGAAAGGCGGUCACGGCCACCAGAGAGAGAGCAGGGCUUUCAGUGACAGGGACCAGGAGCUGCUCAGCCCUGGGAGCCAUCACCCCAAGAGGAGCUCCAGCUGGGACGAUGGGCGAACCCAAGAGGAGGACAGCGGUUCGAAGAAGAGGAAGCUUUAGUAAGCCGGGCGUGCGCCGUCAGCCGCAAGCAAACUACAGGCGGCUACGAGGACUGUCAGCUACAACUGUUUGUUCUCGAAGGAGUUUGGGUGCUAUUGGGGGACAUGGGAAGUGUCACUGAACCCUGAGCCUGUUGCUCAUCUUCAGUGCUUUUUGUCAGCUGCCAAAACUCCAGAGGGCGCAUGUGUUAGUAUAAUGCCCUGAAGUGCAGCUUACAACGUUGACCUCUUGUUCUUCUAUAAAGAGUUAGGUCAGACCGGAGCGAGUAUUGUAAAAGUUGAAAUGUAUAUUUGUAUAGCAAAUAGCAAAACCCUUUUAAGAUUUAA
Eptesicus fuscus (big brown bat) is the source of this 8715-nucleotide messenger RNA. RefSeq names its product senataxin (gene SETX). The transcript has 29 exons. Gene Ontology annotation, cellular component: nuclear body. NCBI's taxonomy places the organism in Eukaryota, Metazoa, Chordata, Mammalia, Chiroptera, Vespertilionidae. Gene Ontology annotation, molecular function: transcription termination site sequence-specific DNA binding; helicase activity. Bases 350 to 8389 code for a protein of 2679 amino acids. The record is from RefSeq and is a predicted model, not a curated record. Gene Ontology annotation, biological process: termination of RNA polymerase II transcription.